CUUGAAGCUGCCGGGGGAACUUGAAGAGAGCAGGAGGAGGAGGAGGAGGAGGAGAGGAAGGAUUGAUAUAACCAGAGCGGCUUUCGAUGGGCAGCGCAAUUUUCUCUCACUCCAAGAGUUUGAGCUGAGACCGAUAGACGGGGAGCGGGCUUUCCAUUCAUUUCGGCCGCAGGCAACUUUUUCUUGCGCGGAUCCGUUCAACUUUUAUUUACGCUCAUCUACUUCCACCCCCAUUUUCGUCUUUUACGUUUUUUGUUUUUUUUCUUAUUCUCUUACUUCUAUAAUCCACGACAAGCCGUCAUUAACGAGAGACUCCGCGGUAUCUCCGAGUGGGAAAGUUUAGAAUUUAAAAGGACUCCACCAGAUCCUGACAUUUUUUUCCCCUCCUCUUCCUCCUCCAAGACCUGCAGCGCGCUGCGGGAUUCCGAGCCGAAAACUGCGAGUUCUUCAAUGCAACAGUACGUGUAUGAGAAAGCGAUGGCCCAAGAGACGAGGAACGGCGGAAGCUCUACGUUAAACAACAACAACGGCGUGGACAACACCAAGAAGAAGCUGCUCAUAGCGCUCGACAUCUUCUGCCUCCUGCUUGCUAUGCUGCCGAGCCUGGUUCUGCAUCGUUCAUCUGUUCGUCCAUACCAGAGGGGGUUCUACUGCAGUGACUCCAGCCUGAAAUACCCCUACAAGAGGAGCACCGUGCCCUCUUCAGUGCUGGUUUCUGUUGGUCUGACACUGCCCAUGGUGUCCAUCGUGAUCGGAGAAUGCUUCAGGAUUCACCAGCUGCACGUGGGAACCAAGUCGUUUGUUGGGAAUUCUUACGUGGCAGCGCUCUACAAACAGAUAGGCGUGUUUCUGUUCGGCUGUGCCGUCAGCCAGUCGUUCACGGACAUCGCCAAGGUGUCGGUGGGUCGGAUGAGACCCCACUUCCUAGACGUCUGCAAACCGGACUUCUCCACCAUCAACUGUUCCCUCGGAUACAUCACCAACUACACUUGCACCGGGGACGAGAGCGAAGUGCAGGAAGCCAGGAAAUCCUUCUUCUCAGGACAUGCCUCCUUUUCCCUGUUUAGUAUGCUCUACUUGGCUUUCUACAUCCAGUCCAGGUUCACUUGGCGUGGCGCUCGCCUCCUCCGCCCGCUGCUCCAGUUCACCUUGGUGAUGAUGGCCUUCUACACCGGAUUGUCACGCAUCUCCGACCACAAGCACCACCCGACUGAUGUGCUGGCGGGAUUUGUGCAGGGAGCCCUGGUGGCCUACUGCAUAGUCUUCUACGUGUCCGACCUGUUCAAGCCGGGGCUGAAGCUGGCCACGCCGCCGCCCUCCCCGAUCAAGAAGGAGCUGCUGCCUUCGUCCGACAUCAUCGACAGGAACAACCACCACAACAUGGUGUGAGGGAGGCCCCACUUCCUUCGCCCUGACCGAGGAGC
Poecilia latipinna (sailfin molly) is the source of this 1424-nucleotide messenger RNA. RefSeq names its product phospholipid phosphatase 3 (gene plpp3). The record is from RefSeq and is a predicted model, not a curated record. The coding region runs from base 451 to 1389 and encodes 312 amino acids. NCBI's taxonomy places the organism in Eukaryota, Metazoa, Chordata, Actinopteri, Cyprinodontiformes, Poeciliidae. Gene Ontology annotation, cellular component: plasma membrane. Gene Ontology annotation, molecular function: phosphatidate phosphatase activity. The transcript is spliced from 7 exons. Gene Ontology annotation, biological process: cell-cell adhesion; signal transduction; phospholipid dephosphorylation.